UAAGAGAAUACCAGGACAAAGAGAGUAAAUAUGCGCGAGAUCCUCAAUAAAUAUGAUCAUUUUUGUGGCGAAAUGGGGGUACGGGCAGAAAUACUACAAACUGAAACGGAAACUAUUGAAGAGGGGAUUGUAAAACUCAUCCCUCAGUAUGGAGUUAGGAGGCUUGUCAUGGGAGCAGCUGCAAAAAAGCACUACAACAGAAAGACGAUGGACCUCAAGUCUAGAAAGGCAAGAUAUGUGUGCGAACGAGCACCUGUGUACUGUUUCAUACAGUUUUUCUGCAAAGGCCAUCUCAUCCAUACCAGGAAACCACGUACAGACAUAGAAAAUGGAGAAUCAAGCCUCAUGAUGUUAAGAUCACAAUCAAUUCCUUCUGGGAAUUACAAUAUGAAUAAGGUUCAAACUGGAAGCUCAAACUUGUUCAGAUCACCAUCUGUUGCACAAGAUCGUAUGAGGGAGGAUAGAAAUAUUGUAAAUAGUGUCUUCAAUGGUACUUUCCAAGGAGGCACCGAAGAGCUUUCGUCCCCAAAGAGCAGGUCGGAGGUGGAACGCAACAGUACUUCUGAUUAUGAAUCGGAUGUAUCUUUUUUAAGGAGUCGGCAUUCAAGUUCAACUAGCUCAACAUACUCUCUAAGAAGAGUGCUUGAUUCAACUCGCGACCAAUUAAUACUGAAACCAAGUAGUCCAACAUUGGGGGGGUUUGAGUUCAUGAAUACUGCAUUCUCACCAAGCAGCUCUUCUUUUAUGGACGUUGCACCUUCUAACGUUGUGGAAAAUAGUUUAGAUAAUCCACAUUAUGAAAAACUUCAACAAGUGAUGGCAGACGCGGAAAAAUUGGCACUCUUGCAGCAAAAAGUAGCAAGAGAGCUUGGUGAGGCUAUUAGCAAGGCCCAGGAAGAGUUGAUACUCAGAACAGAAAUUGAGAAAAGGAAAGCAAAAGAGCGAGAAAUUGAAACAAUGAAAUAUCAGAUAGACCAACUCAUGGAUAAGUUCCAAAUUUUCCAAGAACGUGAAACAUCAUUAAAGAAUCAAAUUGUAGAAUUGCAGGUGGAACGGGAUAGCGCAGUGAAAGAAGCUGAAGAGCUAAGAAAUAAACUAAGACAUAAACAAGGAGAAUGCUCAAGUUGGAAUAAUGCUCAGUUCACUGAGUUCUCACUCUCAGAGAUUAAGAAAGCAACUCAAAACUUUCAUGAAUCCCUGAAAAUUGGAGGAGGAGGAUAUGGAAACAUAUACAAAGGCAAUCUACACCAAAUCGAGGUUGCUAUAAAGAGGCCUCAGAACUUACAUUCUAAUUACUGGCAAGGACCCUCACAGUUUCAAAUGGAGGUAUGUAAUUCUUUUAAAAGUAUUUGAAUAAUUUAACUUGUUUUUGUAGUUUUAUGGGUACAUAGAUAAAAUGCCAAUGGUAGGGAAAGAUUGGUUGGUUUUCUAGAUUAGCGCAUUAGAAAGUUUGAGUAAGUUAUUAGAAAACAAUAGUGGUGAUCUAUCGCUUGAAAAAAAAAAGACACCAAUAUUUACAAACCUGUAUGCAUGAGACUACGUAAUCAUUCACCUGUAUCGAUUGAUCGAUGAGUUUUAGCAUUGUACCUGGAAUGCAUGAAUGUAACUUUUUUCUACGUACUUUAAACACGGUGCAAUUUUCUUUGGAUGUUUUCUUUGCAAUGCACAAUUGUUUGCAAAUUGCAGCCUUUUGAAUUGACACAAUUUAAAAACAAAUCAAUUGAAAAACAUAAAUCAAUGGAAGAAUAUAAUAAAUUAGAGGAAUCAAAGUUUUGCAUUCUAUUGAUCUUAUGACUUCUUUGUGUAUGAUUAAGUUCGUGUAUUGAGUCGGCUAAGGCAUCCGAAUCUUGUGAGACUUAUUGGAUCUUGCCCAGAAGAAUUUGCACUCAUAUAUGAGUAUCUGCCCAAUGGAAG
Carya illinoinensis is the source of this 1914-nucleotide messenger RNA. Its product is annotated as U-box domain-containing protein 33-like. Gene Ontology annotation, molecular function: ATP binding. The coding region runs from base 31 to 1353 and encodes 440 amino acids. The record is from RefSeq and is a predicted model, not a curated record. Lineage: Eukaryota; Viridiplantae; Streptophyta; Magnoliopsida; Fagales; Juglandaceae. The transcript is spliced from 6 exons.